AUGUCGCAGGUCAUGCCCGCGCUCUUGCCACACUUUCCAUUGGUGCUAGUCUUGAUAGCAGUUGGUGUCGGAGCGACCGAGGUGCUCGUUUUGCUCGUGCCUGUGAAAGUGAAGUUUUUUGUCCGGACGCUGGUAGUCGAGCUAGACGUCGAUGAGCUGGACUUGGAAGUGCUCGGGGAUGUCGAUGAGCUCGACCUAGAAGCGCCGGCAGCGGACGAUGUGCUCGAACUCGAGGAGCUAGUGGAAGAAGACGAAGACGAAGAAGAGGAAGAAGCGCCGGCGGAGCUGCUAGUCGUCACAGUAUUUGCCUGA
This is a messenger RNA of Pyricularia oryzae 70-15, 312 nucleotides long. RefSeq lists its product as uncharacterized. NCBI's taxonomy places the organism in Eukaryota, Fungi, Ascomycota, Sordariomycetes, Magnaporthales, Pyriculariaceae. Bases 1 to 312 code for a protein of 103 amino acids. The record is from RefSeq and is a predicted model, not a curated record. The transcript is spliced from 2 exons.